GCGAGCAACAGAGCUGAUAGGUUGGGCCCAUACUAUUUGGGCCCCCAAACGUACAAACCCUACUACGCUUCCUUCCGGGCAGCCGCCGCAGAGCGAGCGAGAGAGGUCGUUCGAGCAGAUCGGAAGAGAUGGGUCGCAGCCGCCGUAAUCGGAACAAGCCAAGCCGGAACCCUGCAGUGGCUCCACCACUGGCAGCACCCCCACCAGCAACCGUCCCCGGAGCAGUGGAGCCAGAGCUGCUUGAUGACCAGAAUGACCCGGAGUACGAGCUGUCUUCGGAUCUCAAGGGAGAUGAGCAAACAUUGGCUCUGAACCUUGAGCUGAGAGGUGCCUUCCAUGACUGCAGGGUGUUUGCAAAAGAGCUGGAUCAUGCAAAACGUCUGAUCUCAACAGAAGACCUCAGAGAAUCAUUCAGCAGAAAAUGGAUAAAGAAUGCUGGUGUAGCUUUGGCGUCAUUAAUACAUGAUAUCGAAGAAACAGAACUGAAGAUCAGGAUGAAAGAGGGCAAGCCUAUGCCAAGGCCUUCUGGGAUUCGCGGCUUCAUCGCCCUGGUCAACAGGAUUGUUUGAGGCCUAUAUUUGCUUGUUUAUAUCACCCUGCUACCCUCGAUACAUGUAUGGUUAUAUUAUUGCACUGAUCUGGCUUAAGUCGCCUUUUUUGAACUUGGUUGGUUCAUAUGAUAGAAUAUUGGAUCAAAUAAAUUGGCAUGAGGCAAAUUUGUGUGCUUGUGUUGUUUUGCUGCUGCUGGAUGUAAGCUGUCUUGGGGCUUAAUUCAGCUCAAUAU
Messenger RNA from Lolium perenne, 784 nucleotides. RefSeq lists its product as uncharacterized. Lineage: Eukaryota; Viridiplantae; Streptophyta; Magnoliopsida; Poales; Poaceae. The record is from RefSeq and is a predicted model, not a curated record.